GUGGUAAAUUUAUCAACAAUUACUCCAAAUAAAUUUUAUUUUAAUUGAUAAAUAGAAAAGAAAAUAAUUAAUUAUGAAUGAAAUCAAAGAUAAAAUUAUUUUUAAUUACAAUCUUAGUGAAUUUAAUUUUGUAAUCAAUGAGACCGACGAUAAAUCCGAGUUUGAUAAAUUAUUAAUUAAGAAAUGGGAGUACGCGCAAAAUAAUAAUAUAUUGCGAUAUAAAUUAUCAAUUAAAAAAUAUAAAAUUUUAGAAGGAAAAUAUAAAUUUUUAAUGCAGCUUAAUUUAGAUCGAGCACAAAAUCGCCGGACUCCAGAAAAUAUAACGUCACUAAAAGCUCAAUUUGAUCCUAAUCGUUUUAAUUUCACAAAAAUACGAGAUGAAGAAAUUUUAUUUGACUUAUCAGAUGGUGAUGGAAAUAAUGUAAUUGCUGUUAAUGUCAGUCCUAUUGAAUAUGGACACUGUUUAUUUUUAUCAGACCGUUUAAAAUGUUUGCCUCAAGUUGUAACAAAAUCAAGCCUUAGACAAAUUAUUGAAUUAUUCUUACUCAGUAGAUCUCCAUAUUUACGAGCAGUAUUUAAUGGAUUGUGUGCAUAUGCAUCAGUAAAUCAUCUUCAUUGGCAUAUUUAUUAUUUAAAACACAAAAUGUUACUCGAAGAAAUCAAACUAGAAAGUCUUACUGAACACGUUUAUAUUUUAAAAGACUAUCCAGCCCGUGGAUUUUGUAUUAAAUUAUCAUCAUUCUCAAAUAAUCUAGAUGAUUUUGUAUCAAAAGUAUUUUUGAUCAUAAAUUGGAUGCAAAAUAAUUCUAUAGCUCAUAAUGUAGCGAUAACACGUGCGAGAUCUUUGGAUCGAGAUCAAAAUGGAAAAAUUUAUGACGAUGUCCGUGUUUACAUUUGGGCAAGAAAAAUGGCUACGGGAAUUAAAGAUACUAGUGGAUUUAUCCCUGCAGUUUGUGAAUUAUUUGGACAUUUGUCUAUAAGAACCGAAGAAGCGUACGAAAGUUUAACAGAAGACCAAGUUAUCAAAUGUCUAGAAGACGCGAUUUGUCCAUUUGAUUUUGUCUGUAGUAAAUUAAAGGAAUUAUUAAUAAAUUAAAAUCUUAGUACAUGUAUUAUUAUUUUUAAUUAUUUUAAUUUAAUUUAAAAUUAAAAUCAUUUGAUCAAUUCAAAAAUAUACAUAAAUGUUUUUUUUAUUAAAUUUAAUUUCCGUCAAAAAAGAUAGAAA
Molecule: messenger RNA, 1225 nt
Organism: Microplitis demolitor
Lineage: Eukaryota; Metazoa; Arthropoda; Insecta; Hymenoptera; Braconidae
Product: GDP-D-glucose phosphorylase 1
Exons: 5
Coding region: 74-1096 (340 amino acids)
Biological process (GO): glucose metabolic process
Cellular component (GO): cytoplasm
Molecular function (GO): GDP-D-glucose phosphorylase activity
Source: RefSeq, a predicted model, not a curated record